This is a messenger RNA of Zootoca vivipara (common lizard), 3259 nucleotides long. RefSeq names its product SAP30 binding protein (gene SAP30BP). The record is from RefSeq and is a predicted model, not a curated record. Gene Ontology annotation, cellular component: nucleus. Gene Ontology annotation, biological process: regulation of DNA-templated transcription. NCBI's taxonomy places the organism in Eukaryota, Metazoa, Chordata, Lepidosauria, Squamata, Lacertidae.
GUGCGUCACUCGUGCGCGCCGGAAGGCAAUUCGCUCGCGAAGCUCGGAUAGAAGAAAAUGGCGGCGGCGAAGAAAAGCGUCCUCUCUUCUUUGGCCGUUUAUGCUGAGGAUUCCGAGCCCGAAUCCGAUAGUGAGGCCGGUGGAGCGGCCAGCGAGCGAGGAACAGGAACGACGGAAGAGAAAGGAGGUCUGGUGUCAGAAGGCUACGGAGAGGAUGAUUUCAGUAAAAUGGAGGGAGAGGAGGAUGGUUAUGAUGACGAUGAAGAUGAAAAUAGUAGACAAUCGGAAGAUGACGAUUCAGAGACUGAAAAACCUGAGGCUGAUGACCUAAAGGACUUUUCAGAACUGGAGAAAAGAGAUCCCCAAGAACUAGUUGCUUCCUUCUCUGAGCGAGUAAGAAACAUGUCUCCUGAUGAGAUCAAAAUUCCUCCAGAACCCCCUGGCAGAUGUUCCAACCACUUACAGGACAAGAUACAAAAGCUGUAUGAGAGGAAGAUAAAAGAGGGCAUGGACAUGAACUAUAUCAUUCAAAGGAAGAAAGAGUUCCGCAACCCAAGCAUCUAUGAGAAGUUGAUCCAGUUCUGUGCGAUUGAUGAGCUUGGCACAAAUUACCCCAAGGACAUGUUUGAUCCUCACGGGUGGUCUGAGGACUCUUAUUAUGAGGCACUAGCAAAAGCACAGAAAAUUGAAAUGGACAAGCUGGAAAAGGCCAAGAAGGAGCGAACUAAGAUUGAGUUUGUAACAGGCACUAAGAAAGGAACAACAAACGCUCCCUCUACAACCACCACAACAGCCAGCACUGCAGGUGGUGAUGCACAGAAGAGGAAAAGCAAGUGGGAUUCUGCCAUUCCUGUGACAACAAUAGCUCAACCCACCAUUCUCACUACUACUGCAACACUGCCAGCUGUUGUAACCGUCACAACCAGUGCAAGCGGCUCCAAAACAACAGUGAUCUCUGCAGUUGGCACCAUAGUGAAAAAGGCAAAGCAAUGACAAGUGCAGUGAAGAGACUUGACUAUAAAGUUUUCCGCCCCCAGACUGAUUCAUGCCAAAAGCACCACUUGCAGAAGUCAAAAGCGUAGGAGGUACUCUUCUUCUGGUGCAAAAACGAAAGGCUGUUUAAAAAAUGGACACACAAGAGGAGGAGGUGGCUAUGCAUAAUCACAACAGAUACCUAUGCGUGAAGAAGCUCUCUUUGUUGGAGGAGCUGCCCCUUACCGAGUUGCGUGCAAUGAAAUGUCAGUGUGUAAAUAUUAGUUCACUAAAUGUUGUAUUAUAAUUGUGACUGUCUUAGGAUCCUUUGAACUCUGUGAAAUGAGAACUUGAGCAAGAAACUACUGAAGUCAAUCAGUUGCACUGUGAACCAUUUAAUACUGAGUAACAUUUACUUGCUCUCACUUCUCAUCUCUGCCUCCAGCAAUUAUAGGCAGGGGUGCCUUAUUCAGUUUUCCUGCAGAUAACUGUAAGAGUCAAAAAUAAUUGAUUGUAUAUAGGCUCAAUUUCAUGCAAACCAUGAUAGAGACUUGUGUGGAUUGCCCUUAUGUCACCCAUUUAGUUUCAUUCAUCUGGGGGCUUGAAAGACUGGACAUUUGAAACUGCAAAUCAACAUUGAUGUGUAUGUCUAGCCGUUUGAGAACCAUUGCGCAUAAUUUGGACUCUACUGAGGAGAAGGAGCUUGUGAAACAAAAAGAAGCACCAAAUAGUUUCUACAGAUGUAAGCUGGUGUUAGCUCUCAUUUGCGCCCUUUAAAUGUCAGUGUGCAUGUUAGUGACAUGGGUACCAAACUGUAUAAUUGCAAUAAUGCUGCCAUUUUCACCAUUCUAAUGACAAAGAUGCUGUUGAUUUGUAUAAGCUUUCUUACCUGUGUAACUGAACUUUGGAAUAUAAAAACAAUUUUUUUAUUUAAAAAAAUGUAUUUUUUUUUUGCUGCUGGUGUUUAAUCUGCCUUCCAUUCUAACUGGUAAAAGAAUGUGUAACACAGGUGGAGGGGAGAAUGCUAGGGGUGCUGUUGCUAUACUUUUAACUCAUAGAGUCAAAUACAGUGGUACCUUGGUUUAAGAAGAGUUUAGUUUAUGAACAACUUGGAUUAAGAACGCUGCAAACCCGGAAGUAGGUGUUUUGGUUUGUGAACUUUGCCUUGAAAGCAGAAUAUAUCCCGCUUCCUGUCGAGUGUGUUCCAUUUGUAAAUUGAGUCCCCCGCUGCUACGCGAAAGCACGCCCUGGUUUAAGAACGCUUUGGUUUAUGAACAGACUUCCGGAACGGGUUAAGUUCAUAAACCAAGGUACCACUGUACUCAGUCAUUUCUAUUAACAUAGCUGACUAACGUCUAAAAAUUGGACAUAAGAGCCCUGUUCCCACACAGUGGCCAACCAGACUUUGAGGAGGAAGUCCACAAGCAGCAUUCUCCUGCUCAUGAUUCCCAGCAGCUAAUAUUCAGAGGUAUCAAGGCUAGCAGAUUUAAUUUGUCUGCAACCCCCUUUUAAAAUGAUCCAAGUUGAUGGCCAUCUAUGGAAAGUGACAAUGCAAAAGCUCCAAACUUCAGCUCUCCAGAUAUUUUGGACUACAGUUCCCAUCAUCCCUGACCCCUGGUCCUGUUAGCUAGGGAUCAUGGGAGUUGUAGGCCAAAACAUCUGGAGGGCUGCAGUUCGGGGGUGCCUGGCUUAGGCCUAAAAGCACAAGAAAGGUGGUGCAUACUGGGAAGUAUGUACUGCAAAGGGCACCAAGGGGAGGCUUCAGAUGGUCAGAAUGCAGCCUCUCAAGUCUUCUUGUGCACUACCUUGUUUUUAUCCAGAGAUGGUUCAUGCUACUGGUUUGAAUAUGUGAAUGGCGUAAGCCUUUAUACCUCAGCUAGCCUCUCCCCCAUAUAUGUUAACAUCAACAAAAUGCCUUUGAAGAUUACAUCUGUGCACUGUUGGCACAGAAGCUCCUUACUAGUGGAAUGAGUUCUCUAGGCAUGUCUACCUGUAUUCAACCCUGCAGUCUUUUCAGAAGAUUCUAAACCAAAACUCUCCUUGUCCCAAUAGUCUUUAAAAGCGUCCAAUUUAUUGCAAUCCUCUGCACACUUGCCUUUGAGUAAGCCACAGCUAUGCCUAAGAAUGAAUAAUCAGUCCUCUGCUGCUGUCAGUCUUCCGUAUUAACUUAGCUGCUCCUCGACCCGGGGUGGAGUUGACUUUUUAAAUUUGUUUUUUAAUACUUGGUUUUAUUAUAUUGAUUUUGUAAAUUGCUUUGAGCUAAGAAGAAAGCUUGGCAUGGUUUGUU